Molecule: messenger RNA, 1045 nt
Organism: Pneumocystis carinii B80
Lineage: Eukaryota; Fungi; Ascomycota; Pneumocystomycetes; Pneumocystales; Pneumocystaceae
Exons: 4
Coding region: 42-1010 (322 amino acids)
Biological process (GO): maturation of LSU-rRNA from tricistronic rRNA transcript (SSU-rRNA, 5.8S rRNA, LSU-rRNA); ribosomal large subunit assembly
Cellular component (GO): nucleolus
Molecular function (GO): rRNA binding
Source: RefSeq, a predicted model, not a curated record
AAUUUCUUAUCGAAUUCUGAGAGAUUUGAAGGUUUGCUGAGAUGUUGAGAGCUGUAAAAGCUAGAAAUGCAAGAUCAAAGCGGGAAAUUGAGAAACGGGAGCCUAAGAUAGAAGAAUCAGGACGAACAUUUCUUUUUUUGCGUGGAUCAUCAACAAAUAAGGUGGUUCAAACAGCACUUUUAGAUUUGUACUUGUUAAAGAAGCCCAAUGCAAUUAAAUUCUCUCGAAAAAACCAGAUUUAUCCGUUUGAAAACACAAGUUCAUUGAAUUUUUUAUCAGAAAAGAAUGAUGCAAGCUUUUUAGUGGUAGGAAGUUGUGGAAAAAGGCGUCAAAAUACGUUAAUCUUUGUCCGUAUGUUUGAUUAUCAGGUUCUUGAUAUGCUUGAGUUGCGUAUUGAAGCAGCAGUUUCAAUGAUAGAGUUUAAAAAUGAAAAGUGUUUUAUUGGGCUAAGACCAAUGAUUUUAUUUGUAGGAUCAUUAUUUGAAUCAUCACCAAAAUAUCAAUUGUGUAAAUCUAUGUUUCUUGACUUUUUUCAUGGAAAAACAACAGAUCAAUUAAAUAUUGAGGGCAUUCAGUAUGCUGUAUGUCUUCUAACAGAAGAGCCUACGGAUGAAAAUCCUUUUCCUCCUGUUUUUUUUCGUUUAUAUAUGGUUAAAUAUAUGAAGGAAGAAGGAUCAGGAUCAAAAAUAGAAUUGGAGGAGAUGGGACCACGUUAUGACUUUCUUAUUAGGAGAACACAUGAGGCGAAUGAGAAGAUGAUGAAGGAGGCUAUGAAAAAGCCAAAAAAACAUUUGCCUAAAAUCAAAAAGAAUAUUGAUGUUGAUAUAAUGGGAGAUAAAAUUGGGCAAAUUCAUUUAGCAAAACAGAAUAUUGAUCAACUUCAGACACGUAAGUUUAAAGGGCUAAAACGGAAGAUUGAGGAUAGUAUUGAGGAUGAGUUAUCUCUUAAUAAAGAUGGCAAAAAAAACCGUCGAGUUACUUUUAAAGAUGAUUUAACAUUACAUACUUAGACAGUUUUGAAUGUUUUAGGAGGGUAGAAGGCAGA